Carassius gibelio (silver crucian carp) is the source of this 1430-nucleotide messenger RNA. Its product is annotated as neuropeptide B-like. Gene Ontology annotation, biological process: feeding behavior; G protein-coupled receptor signaling pathway. Bases 103 to 501 code for a protein of 132 amino acids. The record is from RefSeq and is a predicted model, not a curated record. Lineage: Eukaryota; Metazoa; Chordata; Actinopteri; Cypriniformes; Cyprinidae. The transcript is spliced from 2 exons. Gene Ontology annotation, molecular function: G protein-coupled receptor binding.
GAUUCCGAGGGGUAUAUAUAUAAACUCCAGAUGUGCAGAUCAUCAAUCCGAAAGCUACGAAGCAUCAUAGACCACAGCAUACGCGUUUAGGUUCAGUGCGCAAUGGAGAGGUCCGUCAGAUCCGUGCUAGUGUUCGUGGUUGUUUCCAUCCUCAUCUCCAGCCAUCCCACAGACGCCUGGUACAAGCAGUCCACCGGGCCGAGCUAUUAUUCCGUCGGGAGAGCCUCGGGUCUGCUGUCCGGGAUCCGGAGGUCGCCCUAUGUGCGCAGAUCUGAGACAGAAUCAGCGCUGGACAGUAGCGAGACCCCCGGCGUCUCCAACAGCGUGAUGCCCGACUUCAGCAGCAGACAAACUCCAGUUCUUAAAAACAUGGCCAUCUGCGUAAAGGACAUCUCCCCAAACCUUCAGAGCUGCGAGCUGGUUCAGGACGGUUCAAGCACGUUUCGGUGCAAAGCAGAAGUGUUUCUGUCGCUCGACUCUCUGGACUGCUUCACCUCCUGAGCGGAACCGGUCCACCCCCUCCUCCUCCCCGACCCAAAGUCUCUUCCAUUUCAGGAGUAUUUACAGCCAAGGCAGUGAGGCGCGCUGUUGACGUUGAAUGUUUACUUGAUUUACACCAGGGGUGUUCAGCGCUGCUCCUGAAGAUACACUUUCCAGCAAAGUUUAGUUAGCCCAUGUACCAAUAAUAAACAUGUUCUUUAUGAGUGAUACUAUAAAUUCCUCCACCUUAUUUCGAAGCAGCGAACGUUCUAUGAAUGUGCGAGAGAUUCGAUUCGCCAUUCGAAAACAGCGGGAACGGGAACAAUUAAAUAAUUAUUUUUUUAAAGUGAAGUAAACAGUAAAACUAGUUGCACUAUAAACCAGUAUGAUUAUAAUUACCACACAGCAUUUAAAUAACAUGAUAAUACAAGCAGCAUAACCAGCGGCUAAAAAUAACCGGAAGUCUCGCACAUUCAGGUUACUUAAUGGCCGCGCAAGGUCUUAUAAACGUUAAAAAUAAGUCAGUGAUACACAAAAACCCUUGAUUCCUCUUCAAAUGAAAUUUGAUCAUCAAAACAUAAAAUGCACAGUAAAGAGAUGAUUUUAGGGUAGUAAAUAGCAAAGUGAAGUCAAACCGAAUUCAAGUCACUUCCAGUGUGAACGCACUUAGUUUUAACUAUAUUUAGCAGGAAACUAGAUCGUGGAGAGCAGUUCUGAGCACCCCUGGUUCACACAAUGUGAAGUUUGCUGCUUUAAAUUAGUAAAUGGAAAAAUAGGUGAUCCACAGAAACAAAACGGAGAGGUAUUUUCUGUUCGCUCUUUUCCCCUCUGCGCCCACCCGUCACCUGUACCUACUUCCAGAUGUAUUAAAUGUUCAUAAAAAGAGUUCACUGUUAUGAGCAAAAACUUUCAAAGAUGUUUUCUUUAUUUUAUUAAACUUGAAAGAAAUA